AAGAAGACCGCCGCCUCUGGCGAUAAGAAGAAGCGGUCAAAGACUCGCAAGGAGACCUACAGCUCCUACAUCUACAAGGUCCUCAAGCAGGUCCACCCCGACACUGGUAUCUCCAACCGUGCCAUGUCCAUCCUGAACUCUUUCGUCAACGACAUCUUCGAGCGCGUUGCCACCGAGGCUUCCAAGCUGGCCGCCUACAACAAGAAGUCCACAAUCUCUUCUCGAGAGAUCCAGACAUCCGUCCGACUGAUCCUGCCGGGUGAACUGGCCAAGCACGCCGUCUCUGAGGGCACCAAGGCCGUCACCAAGUACUCCUCAUCC
Trichoderma citrinoviride is the source of this 321-nucleotide messenger RNA. RefSeq names its product histone-fold-containing protein. NCBI's taxonomy places the organism in Eukaryota, Fungi, Ascomycota, Sordariomycetes, Hypocreales, Hypocreaceae. The record is from RefSeq and is a predicted model, not a curated record. The annotation marks the transcript as partial. Gene Ontology annotation, biological process: nucleosome assembly. Gene Ontology annotation, molecular function: protein heterodimerization activity; structural constituent of chromatin; DNA binding. Gene Ontology annotation, cellular component: nucleosome. The transcript has 3 exons.